This is a messenger RNA of Labrus bergylta (ballan wrasse), 831 nucleotides long. RefSeq names its product NK1 transcription factor related 2-like,a (gene nkx1-2a). Gene Ontology annotation, molecular function: RNA polymerase II cis-regulatory region sequence-specific DNA binding; DNA-binding transcription factor activity, RNA polymerase II-specific. Gene Ontology annotation, biological process: cell differentiation; regulation of transcription by RNA polymerase II. The record is from RefSeq and is a predicted model, not a curated record. Gene Ontology annotation, cellular component: nucleus. NCBI's taxonomy places the organism in Eukaryota, Metazoa, Chordata, Actinopteri, Labriformes, Labridae.
AUGCUGGACCCCAAGGACUGUGGAGUGACAAUGACGUCCACUCAUAAGAUUUCCUUUUCUAUUAUCGAUAUAUUGGAUCCGAACAAAUUCAACAGCAAACGCGUAAACGAACUUUCCCUCGUGGAGGAGAAGUUUCCUGCGCAAAAUACAGAGGGAGCAAGUGUGGAGUCGGACAACAGCGGAGCAGGCGGAGACUUGAGAGCUGAGCGCACGAAAGCAGGGGAAGAACAAGGAGAUGAACCCUCUCCAGCCUCAAGGCAUCAUGCUGUUGUCACCAACCCCCUUCUGCUCUCAACACAAGCUGAACCAGAGUCCUGUCUCCCGGGGGAUCAGGACGAUGAGGAGUCAGUGGUCACCCUGCAGGACCCUCCCCCACACAAACGACGGCGACAGGACCAGGCCUGUGCCAAACCCAGGCGCGCCAGAACCGCCUUCACCUACGAGCAACUUGUUGCCCUGGAAAACAAAUUCCGCACAACUCGGUACCUGUCCGUGUGCGAGAGACUCAACCUGGCGCUGUCUCUGAGUCUGACCGAGACGCAGGUGAAAAUUUGGUUUCAGAACAGGAGAACCAAAUGGAAAAAACAGAACCCCGGGGCGGACAGCACCUUGCAGCCCGGCGGAUCCAACCCUCUGGUCAACCUCAGUCCAAACCCGCCCACAUGUGUGUCAAGCCCAUCCAGCUAUCAUCAAACUUUCCCCAACUUCAGUUCUGGGAAUGUGAUCUUCCACACAGCCGGUGCAGUUCCACUUUCAUCCACUGGAGGGCUCCUGCAUCCCUUUAUAUCCAGUGGUUUCAUCCAGCCAACUUAUUUUAAUCCACAUCUAUGA